CUUUUGUCACAGCCAGUACAGUCCGCAGCCCGAGAGGAGCACGCCUUCUCUACAGGUGUCUGCCUCUGCAUUACUGUCCAGGGCUGUAUCCGCUGGAGCAACCGCACUGCUCAAAGACUAGACUCUAGCAGUCUGAGCCAGAGCUUGGUAGGGGGUGGGUCACGUGCCCAGGAGAAGGGCUAGACGUGGGAACUCCCCGGGGACUUCUGCUCCUUCUCCUGAGUCCCAGCAGCUGGCAUUAACAACAACUGCCACAGCAAUGGGGUGUUCCAGCAGCACCCAAACCCAGUCUCAGGAGAGCAGCCGGCCAGUGACCAAGACUAGUGUCACCAACGGACUGAAGCAAAGCGCAGCUUCAGAUGGAAACACUUCAAUCCCAUACAAAAAUGAAAUUUGCCCUGACAAGAAAAAGCAGUGUGCUUUAGUAAAAGCAAGAGUUGAUGCUCAUGACAAAACCAGGCUGACCAAUAACCUUGGAGCAAAAGAGACCACAGUUGUCAUGCCAGCAAUUGAUGGUGCUAGUUUUACCUCUGAAGAAGGAAAUGCUGGGGAGGUAGAGUCCUCAGGCUCCAGAGAAAGAGAUCAAACAGAAUAUCUGAGAUCAACAGAUAAAGCUAAAUAUCCACAGGCAUCUGAAGAGUCUAUGCCACCCAUAUCUCUUGAAAAAAAUGAAACUCCAGGAAUAGAUGAAAAGGACAAUGAUGGGGAAAUUAAGAAUGGUACUCAGGCUGCAGGAAGAUUUGUUGAGAUUGAAAUAUUUGGAACUAUAAAAGAGAUUAAGCCACUAAGAAGCGAUAGAGAAGAAGAAACUCUGGAAACAGUAGAAUGUGGUCAGCAUCAGGGAAUGGCUCAAGAGGCUGAUCCCCAAAGAACAACAGAGGAAACUAAGCAUCCGGUAACAUCUGUGGAGACUGAACCUCAAGAAAUAGUGGAAGAAAUUCAGCAUGUAGAAACUGAGAGAAAGACCGAAAUGUUGGAGGAGAACGAUCAUGUGGAAAUAGCUGGAGAGACUGAAACUUCAGGAACACUGGAAGAGACUGAGCAUGAGGGAACAGCUGGAGAGACCAAACCUUCAGGAAUACUGGAAGAGACCGAAUGUGAGGAGGAAACAGUUGUAAAGACUGAACCUUCAGAACCACUGAAAGAACCUGAACAUGAGGAAACAGCUGGAGAGACCAAACCUUCAGGAAUGAUAGAAAAGACUGAGCAUGAAGAAACAGCUGAAGAACCCAAAACUUCAGGAAUGAUGGAAAAGUCUGAGCAUGGGGAUACAGCUGGAGAGACUGAACCUGCAGGAACAAUGGAAAAUAAGGCCUUGGUAACAGAUGAAAAACACAAUCUUCUGGCAACAGUUGAAGAUAAUGAAUUUCCAGAAGUCCCAGAGGGGGACCAGCCUCUUGAAGCUACUGGAAAGAAUAAGGUGGAGAAGAUUCAGCACGUAGAAAUAGUUGAGGGAAAUAAACCUAAAAUAGCUGAAGGGACAGAGGAAAACAUGAAGCCUCUAAUGGAAGUAGACAGGGAAACUCACAUGAAUGAAGAGGACGAAGCAAUUGAAGGUGAGACGGGAGAAAGGGUGGAAACUGAGAUGCACAGUGAGAUAGUAAGUGAGGGGUCUGAAACAAAAGAAGAAGAAACGGGAGAAGCUGUGGAUACUACUGCAGCCACAGAGAUGGAGUUAACAAAUAGCAAGAAGUAAGAUCCAGAUGCUGCCUACAACACAGAUUCUACUCUUCAUCCUGUUCAGCUAUUUAACAGCAUUUUACAGUCCUUUAACCUGGGGAAGGGGGAAAUAAGACAUCAGGACUUUACAAGGAAUUGAUAAGCUUUAAUCGAUGUUUUAAAAAAUUGCCACAAACAAGUGACCUUUUAAAGAAUUCUUCAAAAGUUGCCAAGAUACUUUGACAAGUAGUUACAUAUGUACAUUUUUCACUUUUCUGCCAUAGAGUGCCUUGUAUAGGUUAAUAUGCAAGUAGAUUUCUGGUUUUGAAAGAUUUUUGUUUGAAAUGUAAAUAUAUUUCAUACCUUUUCAAAUUUCAGUUAAGAUCUUCUAAAUUCAUUUUUUACAUUAAACAAUGAGUAAGGGGCAACUAGGGAGCACAAUAUAUAGAGUGCCAGGCCUGGAGUUGAGAGAACCUGGGUUCUAAUGUGGCCUCCUGGUUGUGUGAUCCUGGGCAAGUCAAUUAACCUUCAUUGAUUAGACCUUGCCGCUCUUCUGUUCUAGAACUGAUACUAAGACAGAAGCUAAGGAUUUAAAAAACAAACAAAAAACAAUAAUUACUAAAACUUCCUGUUUUAAAUAUUGAAUCCACAGGAAUAUAAGAUGGCAAAAGACAAUUGUCAUAUUUUUUCCUUCUUUAACUGAUUAGUAUUAUGACCCAAAUUUUAAAACACUAAUUUGUGAGGUAGAUGAUAAGAAGUUAACAGAAUAGUUACUCUUCCAGGAAAGGAAACUUACAGAAUGUGAUCUUCAACUUCAUACUUUAUGCAGCUUUAAAAAGAAUUUUUUUAAAAAAUCAUCAUCAUGACAGGAUCCCUAUAUAGCCAUAGUCACUUUUUUAGAAGCAUAUUUUUUUCUGAUCAAUAGCCAAAAAAAUUAUUAAUAUCAGGGAAAAUAAAAAUUUGCUAGACAAAUUUAAACAAAAAUGUUUUCAUAAUUGGUGGACUGAAAAAUAAGUAUUACUAUCCACAUUCAGAGGAAGAACUAUGGGAAUAGAAACAGAAGAAAAACACCUGCUUGAUCACAUGGGUUGAUGGGGAUAUGAUUGGGAAUGUAGACUUUAAAUAAUCACUCUAGUGCAAAUAUCAAUAAUAUGGAAAUAGGUCUUGAUCAAUGACACAUGUAAAACCCAGUGGAAAUGCAUGUUGGCUAUGGGAGGGGGUGUGGGAAGGGGAGGAAAUAACAUGAAUCUUAUAACCAUGGAAAAAUAUUCUAAAUUAAUUAAUUAAAUACAAUUUUCCAAAUAAAAAAAUGAAAAAUAAGUAUUAUGAUUAAGUAAACACAGUAAUGCACUUUUUUUCCAUUUGGCUCUAUGUAUCUUUGUGAGGUAGCAUUUCUUUUUUCCCAACUGUGCUAGAUGAAAUGUAAUUAAAAAAUAAAAAAGACUAGGUAGAGUAAUACUGGUAAAAUAUAUGAAAAUUUAUCUUUUUUCAUCUUAAGGCUAAUAUGAUUGCUAAAAUUAUGCUAUAGCUUGUUAGCAAAAUGCAUUUUUUGUAACUUUAAAAACUUAAUAUUUUGGAACCAGUGACUGUAUUUCUUUAUUAAAAUUAUCAGUGGAAUAAAUUUUUUAGUUUUGUG
This is a messenger RNA of Monodelphis domestica (gray short-tailed opossum), 3295 nucleotides long. It is a transcript of the gene ERICH5, whose product is annotated as glutamate rich 5. NCBI's taxonomy places the organism in Eukaryota, Metazoa, Chordata, Mammalia, Didelphimorphia, Didelphidae. The record is from RefSeq and is a predicted model, not a curated record.